Molecule: messenger RNA, 2270 nt
Organism: Osmerus eperlanus (European smelt)
Lineage: Eukaryota; Metazoa; Chordata; Actinopteri; Osmeriformes; Osmeridae
Product: inositol 1,4,5-triphosphate receptor associated 2
Exons: 14
Coding region: 526-1548 (340 amino acids)
Cellular component (GO): endoplasmic reticulum membrane
Source: RefSeq, a predicted model, not a curated record
AAGAGUCAGGGCUAGAAUGACCUUGGCUCCAUAAUUUUCAUAUUUCUGUGUUCCUUUGGGGGAACUAAAGUUUUUGGUAGACAUAAUAUUGGCCUAGGCUACACAGGCUUUUUUCACAGUGUGUGUCUACUGUGGGGUGUUCUUGCAUCCGUUACAGGACCUUAGGGUUGUGUAAGCUGCUACUGGUGUGUGUGUGUUUGACAUGGAAAGAGACGAUAUCAGUAUGACGAGGCACAGCUUGUGGGAACUCUAACAGAUGUCUGGGGAACUGUGAGGACGGGUGAAACUCUUCAUCUCCAUGGCGUCUCUCCUACAGAGAUGAACAGAUCUCAAUUUUACAGACUGUCAAAUCCUUUCAUCAAAUCAGAGGGAGAAAACAGCAGUUGACCGUGUUACAGCUUCUGAAGAGACAUCUUGUUGAAGCUGCCAUUUUCAUGGUUGAUGUGAUGAGCAGUCUCUAAAAAAACAUGACGGUGAAAAUAGACGUUCAUCUUACCUACUGUGCCUCCGUGUGAAGACGGGAUCAUGAGUGCUCAGCUCCCUCACGAGAGCGCCCAGUGCGAAUAUGCUGGAAUACUGGGAGACAGCGACGACAGCGAUGAAGAACCUUGUCCUAGUGACAAGUUGGCUGUGGCCUGGGACGACCUACCUAUACUGGAGAGACUUGGACUCACCAGUGGGGCAGAUAUGACUGAAGAGGAAGUGGAGAGCGAGUUCUCGAAGCUGGCGAUGGCGUUCCGCUGUGACCAGUACACUCUGAGCCAGCGGCUGCAGGCUGAGGAGCAUGACCGCGUCAUAGCCCAGGAGAACCUCACCCUGGAACUGCAGCGCGCCAGGGACUCUCUGGAGGCUCUGAGAGGCAGGUGUGCUGACAGUGAGAGGUCCCACAUGCUGAGCUGUAUUGACACUAGUCUUGACACGGUGCUGGGCAGCAUGGAGGACAUCAUCAGCACUGCUGAGAUGCUGGGGGCCGUGCACCAGGAGGCUCGUGUGAGCUGCUCUGUAGAGCUCAUGCAGACCCACAUGCAGCACCUGAGACUGCGUCACUCCGCCCACAACGUUCAGCUGCAGGAGACCAGGAAGCUGCUGCACCGCUGCCGAGGAAGGAUCCACAGUGACUCAGCAGAGGAUGGAGAUGUCCGACAGUUGUUUGUACGACAGGGGUCCCAGCAGCACCUCAUGAGAAGGAGAGUCAGUGUUACACUUCUACCGACACAAGCACAGCUCAGUGACCUGGAGGUCAGGUUCAUGGAGGGCUGCAGGGCCGGUGGAGACACAGACAGCCAGGGGCCAACAGAGGACGCUGUCUCACACACCACCAGAGCGCUCCUUUCUCCUCAGACAGAACUCCUCCCAGAGCACCCAGAGCCUGGAGGACGACAACGACCCCAGUUCUCGGCCCAUGGCUCUCCGUCACAGGCGGAAGUCAGCGAUCCAGGAGUGGGAGGGGAGCACAGAGGAGGCAGAGGUCAAGGAGUCGACCACCAGGUCACCACCACGGCCAGGGGCAAGAAGCACGGAGGAGCUCAGCCAGCUCAGCUCAUCUGACUCUGUCUCUGUGGACCAGUGAGUCUUGGUAGUCUGUCAACAUUGUUGUCCCUUCAUUUAACACAAGUCUCAGUGGCUGCACACCCACUUUACAACAUGGCACGAAGAUCACUCCAUGGUAAGUGUGCACUUUGCUGUUGCUGCCUGCCACAGUCAAAAUGUACUCUUCUGCGCAAGCAACGACUAACAAGCCAACAAGUGCAGUCUGUGUCCCAAGACAGUACAACCACAUACUGUACACAUCUCAAAUACAGCAUACACAAAAAGGUGAAUUUUAUAGAUAUCUUAAUAUGUAAUGUAAAGAUAAGUGCUGUGUACGGCGACCGUAGAUCAAGUCAUUAGUUGAGGAAGGCUGUUAGAAGGUGCAUUUUUGGAAUUAAUGAAGGUCAGGGUCAAGGGUUUGACCUCAGUGGGGGCGUGGUCUGUGAGAACCAGGAAGGAAGGUUGGGCAGAUGGACAACUGCACCCUGGAUGAGCUGGUGAGAAGGGAGAAGUUGAGAUGAGUGAGCGCCGUGGCCUGGAUGAACAGCUGGGUGGAAAACCUGGUCAGGAACAGUUGGAUUGUGAUGUUUCUCUGUGGUGUGAUUUAUAAUCCUGUCUUGUAUUUCUGUAUUAAAGAGUUAAGGACAUUGUCAUAUGGAGAGGACUAUAUUGAUGUUACAGUUGCAAGGAAUGUCAAUGAUGUUCUAGGUCUCAGACUCUCUCCCACCCUCUCUCUCUCU